Molecule: messenger RNA, 2676 nt
Organism: Polistes canadensis
Lineage: Eukaryota; Metazoa; Arthropoda; Insecta; Hymenoptera; Vespidae
Gene: PIG-Z
Product: GPI mannosyltransferase 4
Exons: 4
Coding region: 551-2590 (679 amino acids)
Biological process (GO): GPI anchor biosynthetic process
Cellular component (GO): endoplasmic reticulum membrane
Molecular function (GO): alpha-1,2-mannosyltransferase activity
Source: RefSeq, a predicted model, not a curated record
UGUGUGCUAAAGUCAAUUUAAGCGGCAUCUUAAUAACGGAUUAUAAAUAUAUUUACAAUUCACAUAUUCUUAAGAAAAAGAACAGCUACUUAUGGUGAUCUAACAUCUGAAUUUAUCUGAUCUAACAUCAUCUAGGGUUCUUCUAGAUUUUGGCUAUGAGACAUGUUAUUUUUAAUAGAUUAUUGUUUAAUAUGCUGUCAUUUUGGCAGUACUGACAGUUACUACAAGAAGUAAACACACACAUUUUUCUGACAGUAUUAACGGUGAAAUAAGCAAACAACGUGGCUUUUAUGAAUUUCUCAUGAAUAAUUCAUCACAGUGAUGUUAAUUCCUUUACGAUAUAAUUCAAAUUAAAAUAUCAUUUGAGUUAUACUAAAAAUGAUAUUGUCAUUAAAAAGAUGUAUUAACAUAUAAAAUUAAUUUUCAUGUUCUCAUUCGAUUACUGCAUAUGAGGCAAACUGAAUAUGCACAAUCUUCUCAUUCGAUGGUUGAAUGAUAAUUUUUGAAAUUAUAAUUAUCCUAAUCCUAAAUAUUUCUUUAUUAAACAAUAAUGCGCCAUAUAACCGAAUAUCGCAGAUCGAUUGACGAAUAUAAGCCUGUUACACCUAUAAAGAGAAAAAUGAAACUAUAUUGGGCAUUAGCUGCAUUUAGAAUACUUUUGACUUUAGUUCCACAAACUGGAUAUAUACAUCCCGAUGAAUACUUUCAAGCUAUAGAAGUUAUAUCAGGAGAUCGUUUCGAUAUAGACAUAUACAAACCAUGGGAAUAUAAUACAACAUUUCCUAUUCGAACGAUUUUCAUACCGCAGAUACUAGUAGGCACUUCUUAUUCGUUUUUAAAAUUUCUUUCACCCUAUGGAUUUAAUCUCUUUGGUACAUCCUUAAUAUCACCGUAUUAUCUUAUCGUAUUUCCAAGACUUUUUAUGUGUAUUUUAUCUUUUGUAUCUGACUACUGUCUCUACAAAAUAUGUUGUAUGUGCGGACAAAACUAUAAAGUGAGAUUGAUUACAUUUGCAAGUUCUUAUGUUAUGUUAACUUAUGCUACACGAGUUUUUUCAAACUCCAUCGAAUUAAUAUUGACUUCCUUACUGUUGUUCUAUACCUCACAAUGCAUGGUAUAUUCGGAAAAGGUCAUUAUACAGAGCGAUUAUCUUUCUAACAAAUACGACCAAGCUAAAAAUGGUGUGGAACGUGUUAAAUACUAUAAACUUUUAGGAUCAUUACCUUCCCAUUCUUUAAAUCAUUGCCUUAAGAUAGCUACCAUUACUGUUAUCGGUAUAUUUAAUAGACCAACGUUCGUUGCAUUUGCAUUUCCUCCUAUUUUUUUCUGGCUGCAAAGAGGUCUUGGUUCGAGAAGUAUCGGUUUACUUCAUUUUCAUAUUAGAAUAUUUACUUUUAUCAUUUGCGGAAUACCUACCGCUAUUUUCUUUAUCCUAGUCGAUAGUUUUUACUUUGGUUAUUUAACGAUGGGAGAAAUAGGAAAUUUUGAUAUUAGUUUGAACAAUUUUGUGGUAACGCCGCUAAAUUUCUUAAAAUAUAAUUCCAAUCCUAAAAAUUUAGAAAAUCAUGGUUUACAUCCACGAUUUUUACAUUUCUUAUUAAAUAUACCUCUGUUAUACAAUGUACUUGGAAUUAUUGGAUUGAUUACAUUUGCAAGGAUGUCAUUCAGCGGUUUGAAAGGAAAAUGGCUGGAAUUACCACGGAUACAAAGUAUAGUUAGUUUAAUGACAAUAUCAUUUAUUGUUCCUGUAGCAUUAUUAUCUUGCUUUCCUCAUCAAGAACCUCGUUUUAUAAUACCUGUGAUAUUACCAUUAGUUUUCUUAUAUGCUCCAAAAUUAAGCCACGUGCCUGGAGUUGAUACUGUCUCGCAUAUUAAACAAAAUAAUCCAACUAAAUAUAAGCCAGAUAAUAAAACACACAAGCUUACAAAGCUGCAAAUUAUUUGGUAUUGCAGUAACAUUGUGUUAUGCUUAUUUUAUGGUUUUCUUCAUCAAGGUGGAGUUUUAUCUUUAACGUCGCAUAUAAAUACCGAAUUGAAAGCUAAACCUCACCUUACUAACGUUCAUUUAUAUACAUCAUACAUAUAUCCCAUACCAACGGCAUUAUUACAUUUAAGAAAUACACAUAAGACAUAUAUUAGCACCGGAAAUCAUAAGUACCGCUUGACCAAAGAUUUUUAUCUUUACGAACAAGGUUCGAAGAAUCUAACCGAAGUUUAUAAUAGUAUAACGAAAAAAUUGCAAGAAUGUGAAGAAAAAUUUAGAUUUAAAAGAAUACCUUAUAGAUUAUAUUACACGUUGCCUUAUAGCGCUAUAGAAGAAUUCGCUGAAUAUUCUCAAAACAAUUCUUUGUUAUUUAACUAUUAUACCGUAUGGUCAUUUUAUCCGCAUAUUUCGACCGAAAAAUUACCAUCCUUAAAAACGAUUAACGAACAUUUCAAUUUACAGAAUAUCAGUAUCUUUAGACCAAAAUCGUUGAUGCAACUUAUAAACGAUAUAUCCAUCUUUUUCCAACAGUUUAAAUUAGCUUUGAUUAAGAUUGAAAAUUCAACACAACUUGCAAAGAAGACGAAAAAUUCGGUGCUAACGUAAAAAUAUAAUUAAUCAAUUAUUUCAUAUUUUAUCGCGAUCACGAAAAUUUAUUGAACAAAUAUAAAAAUAUCUACAAUUUUAAAUAA